Molecule: messenger RNA, 1585 nt
Organism: Sinocyclocheilus rhinocerous
Lineage: Eukaryota; Metazoa; Chordata; Actinopteri; Cypriniformes; Cyprinidae
Product: dehydrogenase/reductase SDR family member 13-like
Exons: 6
Coding region: 141-1097 (318 amino acids)
Source: RefSeq, a predicted model, not a curated record
GACUUGGGUUUUGUAAUCUGAAUAGACUGUUUACAGGAGGGCGUGUUUGGCUCCAGCACGUCUUCCUGUUCCCAGUCUGGGGGAAACCGAGCUCUUUCAUAAGCAAAUAUAGCAGUUAUUGCUCUGAUCGUUUGAAUAUAAUGUUUACCGUUCUGCUCAUUUGCGGAGGACUCGUCGGGUUUUACCUGCUGCUGUGCGUGACGGUGUUGCACCUGCCAAAAUGUAAAAGUAUGGCCAAGCUGCACGGGAAGACCGUGAUCGUGACUGGAGCAAACACUGGUAUCGGCAAAGCCACCGCGCUGGAUCUGGCGAAAAGGGGAGCUCGUGUGAUUCUAGCCUGCAGGGAUGAAAGCCGAGCUCGGGCUGCUGUCACAGACAUCCAGAGGGAAUCAGGAAACAAAGAGGUGUUGUAUAUGCACUUGGAUCUGGCCAGUCUGAAAUCUGUGAGGUCUUUCGCUGAAAACUUUCUCAAGAAAGAAUCCAGAUUGGACAUUCUUAUCAACAAUGCAGGACUUGUAAUUGGUGGCAAGACUGAGGAUGGCUUUGGAAGGAUCUUUGGCGUCAAUCACCUCUGUCAUUUUCUGUUAACCAUCCUGCUGUUGGAAAGGUUAAAAGAGUGCGGCCCCAGCAGAGUUGUGACAGUCUCUUCAAUGGCCCAUUGCUGGGGGAAAAUUGAUUUUGACUGCAUCAACACUCAUAAAGAUUUGGGUUUAGGGAAUUCUGCAGUGGCCUUAUUAGGGAUGUACAGUCACAGCAAACUCUGCAAUGUCCUCUUUAUGCAUGAACUGGCCAAGAGACUCAAAGGCACAAAUGUCACCUGCUACAGUCUUCAUCCAGGGGCCAUCAAAACGGACAUCGGUCGCCACAGCAAUUUAUGGUGGCGGCUGUUCAUGGCACCGAUUUUGCUGCUUUUCUUUUCGGAUGUGGAAUCUGGAGCUCAGACGUCUCUUUACUGUGCACUUCAAGAGGGUAUUGAACCCUUAAGUGGACACUACUUCUCUAGCUGUGCAGUGCAGAAUGUUUCUGCUAAAGCCAGAGAUGAUGCAGUAGCCAAAAAGCUUUGGGAAGUCAGCGAGAGGCUUGUUGGUUUAGCAUGAGAUCAUCAGUUUCAUUACACCUGUAUGGAUUUGCAAUUGCACAGUUUGUUUAGUGGCACCUGUGGGCAACUGUGUUAGAUAAAUCUGUGUUUCUGCAUAUUAUAAAAAGCCUGUGUCAAAUUUUGCAGUUCAUAACAUGCUCUGACCACAAAAAAGAGUUGUUAAUUCUUCUAAUAAAAAUGUUCUUUGAUUGUUUUACAGAUUGCGUUUGUGCAAAUAUCACUAAUUAGCAAACAUAUUUUGAAUGUAACCCAAACCGCUGUGUAUAUGAUACGUUUUCACUUCCUGAAGUUUAUGGGACCAGGUUUCCACUACAUAAAUCAUGUUUCUUUGUCAUACCAAAGUAAAGAAGUAACUCACUGGGUGUGUCUGGGGAUACCGAGGCAUUACUGUGCUGAAUGUGUCACCUCUCCCAGUUAGAGUAUGUUAUUGAUUUAGUAAAGGAACAGUAUGCAUCAUCACCUGUGGAUUGCAGGUGUCAAAAAUAC